AUGUCCACCAAUGACGCCGUGUUCCACCGCCGGAACAAACCAAUCCAAGAUGCCAUUGACGGGCAGAAUUUCAAGCAGGCCCUGCAGCUGAUUGAGAAGCGCAUGAAGAAGGGAGAGGACACCCGGUUUCUCAAAGUGUGGAAGGCGCACGUUCUUUUUCGGCAUGCCGACGACACCCACCGUCAGCGCGGUAUCGCUGAGACCCUCGACCUGUGCAAAGUGGACCCCCCGGCGACCGAUCUCGAUACGCUGGACAUCCUUUACGAGUCCUUGCAGAAGAUUGGGGGCCAGGCAGAUGCCAUGAGAAGCAUAUGGGAGAGAGCCUCGAAAGCCAAGCCCCAGGAUCUGGAUCUUCAAAUGAAAUGGUUCGAGCUUGCGUUCGAUGGCGACGAUUGGAAGUCGGCACAGAAGGCUGCCAUGACCCUCCAAAGCAACUUCCCUAAGGACCGAAGAUACUACUUCUGGGCCAUCUUCCUCAGCUACCUCGUCGCCGUCGACGAGUCCAGCUCGGAGGCUGAGAGUAAGCUGUUCGGUACCUUGGCCUAUCGCAUGGCGUCGAAGGCUGCUGAUAGCGUCCCUUCUGAUCCGAAAGAGCUGCUAAGCCCCCCACGAGCUAUUCAAAAUGCCGAGGAGCUUCUUCUUCUCGCAAAAAUCUUUGAAUCUCAAGGGCGGCAUGCUGAACUUGUGAACAUCCUUAAUAGCCAAUCCGUUGGAAUUAGCUCUCGAAUCAUCCAAAACGAUUGGUCUUUCGUCGGGGUGAAGCUCUCUAGCCUUGAAAAGGCUCAGAUGUGGACUGAGGGCCUGUCCUACACAAAGGACCUGCUCGCAAUCCCCACUACCGAAGAUGAGCGCAAGGCUCUUCAGGAGCAUGACGACUGGGCAGUCUGGAGCCUACUAGUUGCUGCGGUCCGGAAUAUCAACAAUCAGGAGACUCUUGAGGAAACUCAAAAGUUUAUCAAUGGGUUCAUAGAAUCUGAGCCAAAGUCGCGCAAUGCGCAAUUGGCCCGUCUGGAUCUGAUUCACUUCCAGUUUCAGUCGGGUAACCUGAAGGCGGAUGAGCUGGUGGCUGCGUGUCAAGAGUACUUUGAUCGUAACAAGAACAAACUUUACUGCUUUGGUGACCUGCAAACCUAUUUGUCGGCACUCGAUAAGGACGCCUUAUCAAAAUUUGUGGAGUAUACAAUCCAGGGUCAAGAGGAGGCGAGUGACAAAAAGAAUGAUCCUUUCAAGGGCGUUGCCGUUAUCAAUGCGCUGAAGUUAGAGUAUUGCUUCCUGCUAUCGGCCGACGAAGCAAAUGCGACCAAGUCAAAGGUGGAAGACUUUGCCUCACGCUGCCUGCAAAAGUACCGGAAGGUGGAGCGGCCGGAACGAGAUGCUGCGUCCUCUACGAUUGAGAGUCAGCCCAGCGACGAUUUGUUGCUGCUCGCUGCUAUGAGCUUGAUUCGCUUCAGUGAAACCUUGGCCUCAGACAACCAGGAACAAGUUUUGAAUCUCAUGCACAUUCGCGCAGCAGCCAUUCUGGAACGCCUCCUCCAGGAUUCUCCCCAUAACUAUCAAGCACUACUUCUUCUCGUGCGAAUUUAUCUGCGCCUGGGUGCAGGAUCACUGGCUCUGAAGACGUUCAGCAAGCUCUCUGUUAAACAGAUACAAUUCGAGACCGUCGCCCACAACCUCUUCACACGUCUUGCCACAAUUCACCCGCAGUCGGCCCCGCCUAUCGAGGGUGCGGAGUACAAGGACUUUAACCCCCAGUCCGCCUUCGUUCAGGCUCUUAACUUUUACCGGACUGCUGAAAUCACCACAGUUAGGCACCGGUCCAACGGUUUGGACUAUGGCAGCUACGUGAAUAUCGAAGGGACCAUUGAUCUUCAGAAGCGUCUUAAAAAUAGCAUCUGUCGAAGGCUUUGGGCGCUCGAAGUGCGACGUAUUCAGAGGCUGGUCGGUGGCGAUCCGAUGGGCCGUUUUGAAGAGAUCGCGAGAGACACAUCGCCUUUGGUCGAUCAGCGUGUAUUCGAUGCAUUCAUGAACUGCGAGGUCUCGGGCAAACCAUCCUUGGAAGAGCGGGUGCGCCCGGGACCCUUGCCUCAGGAGCAAUGGGUGAAAUCGACUAGGAUGACAGAUGAGCUAUUCGGGCUCCUCAAGGACAUAAUACUUCAGAAGCCCAUCACUGCCCAACCUGAUCUGCCUAACCUUGAAGAACUUGUGGGAUCCAAUGCGACCUCCGAGAUGACCCAGCCCGAGAUUGAGGGGGUCAAGGUCAACCUGGACCUCUUCAAGGUGGCAGCAUACCUCGGCGGAUCUAAAGCUGUCUCCUCUGAACAAGUCGAAAACAGCUUGACCCAGGUGGAGGAAUGGUUGAACGAGAAGUCUCAGCAACUUUCUGUGGAAGACGGCCAAAUUUCUAACGCUGUCUCGAAUACCGCAAUUUUCCUGAAGUCGGACAUCCCAACUGCUCCGUCAUGGAAGAGCUUCCAUAAUCUUUUUGUCGUUUUGGAGUCCUUGAAGGCGGUGAUUUUUGUCGCGACCAUUGUUUCUAGGAAGACCCCCAAGGUUCCCAAGGUUCCGAAAGACCAAGUAGCACGUUUGGGUGAAGCUGCACGCCAGGUUCACCAAGCGAUCCGAGUCAAUGUCCGCACGCUGAAGUCGCGGAUCUCGGAACCUGGCAUGCUUGGGUCCUUGAUCGACCUGGUCGGAAGUGGUGAUGGUAAAAGCGAGGUUGGCCCUGAGCUACGGGCUGAGCUAGAGAAGACCCUUGACACAUCUGCGGUAGAGAUGUUCUGUGGCGAGUUGAUGGAGAGUUGGGAAGAAGGGCUUGCCGGACUGUUUGCCGUUACUCUAUAA
This is a messenger RNA of Aspergillus melleus, 2841 nucleotides long. RefSeq names its product MDM20/NAA25 family protein. The coding region runs from base 1 to 2841 and encodes 946 amino acids. Gene Ontology annotation, cellular component: cytoplasm; NatB complex. The record is from RefSeq and is a predicted model, not a curated record. Gene Ontology annotation, biological process: N-terminal peptidyl-methionine acetylation. Lineage: Eukaryota; Fungi; Ascomycota; Eurotiomycetes; Eurotiales; Aspergillaceae. Gene Ontology annotation, molecular function: protein-N-terminal amino-acid acetyltransferase activity. The transcript is spliced from 8 exons.